Molecule: messenger RNA, 153 nt
Organism: Plasmopara halstedii
Lineage: Eukaryota; Oomycota; Peronosporomycetes; Peronosporales; Peronosporaceae
Exons: 2
Coding region: 1-153 (50 amino acids)
Source: RefSeq, a predicted model, not a curated record
AUGUACUACUAUAUCGUCGAUGUAGGGCUGUGCGUAUGCAAGACGGCCGAAAUAGCUGUGCCACCAGGCGAUAUAAUUUCGGAAUUGAUAGUACUUGUAAGCCAUGUCACUAGCACUGAACAAUGCUCAAUUGAUACUGUUGCUCGGCAGUAA